Molecule: messenger RNA, 672 nt
Organism: Symbiodinium pilosum
Lineage: Eukaryota; Dinophyceae; Suessiales; Symbiodiniaceae
Source: the annotation of a GenBank genome assembly
AUGCAUCUUCCCAUGAGGGCCAAGGUGGCCCUUCUCGGGUUCCUGGCCUCUGCCGGACAUGCAGUAGGGGCUGUGGAACUCACGAAGGCGGACUGGGAUGAACAGACAGCAGGGAAGACGAUCUUCGUCAAGUUCUUUGCUCCUUGGUGUGGUCAUUGCAAGAGCAUGAAGCCUGCCUGGGACAAGCUGAUGGAGGAGUACAAAGCACAUCCUAGCAUUCUCGUGGCCGAUGUGGACUGCAUCGGCGACGGGAAGACCAAGUGUGAUGAGGUUGGUAUCAAGAACUUCCCGAGCAUCAAGUACGGAAACCCAAACAAUUUGGAGGACUACACUGGUGGGAGAGAUCUUCCAAGCUUGCAGAAAUUUGCGCAGGAGAAUCUCCGGCCAACAUGUGGGCCGGAGAACAUGGAGCUGUGCGAUGUUCUCAGCCAGAAGCAGCUCAAGGAGUACAUGGCCAUGCCGGCGGAAGAUCUGAAUUCAAAAAUAGCUGAGCAGGAGGCAUCCAUUGCAGCAGCAGAAAAGGAGGUGGACGAGCUUCUGAAAAGCAUGCAGAAGGAAUACGAGGAAGCAAAGAUUGCAAAAGAAAACAGGUUGCAAGAGAUCAAGGAUUCUGGCCUUGGUCUCAUGAGACUUGUCAAGGAGCAUCGGAUCAAGCUGAGAAGCGAUUUGUGA